AUGUCCACAGGAGCAGAAAAAGACACUUUGCUCUUCUUUGUUAAUGGAAAAAAGGUGACAGAGAAACAUGCGGAUCCUGAGACAACACUAUUGUCCUUCCUCAGACAGAAGUUGAGGCUAACUGGGACAAAGUAUGGUUGCGGUGGAGGCGGCUGCGGGGCUUGUACUGUGAUGGUCUCACGCUAUCGACCUACCAACAAAACCAUUUAUCAUUAUUCUGCUAACGCCUGCUUGCUUCCACUCUGCCAGCUACAUGGAGCUGCCAUCACCACUGUGGACGGCAUCGGUUGCACUAAAAACCGGAUUCACCCAGUCCAGGAGCGAAUAGCAAAGGCGCACGGGUCACAAUGCGGCUUCUGCACUCCGGGCAUGGUGAUGUCCAUGUAUACCCUGCUGCGGAACAACCCUCAGCCCACCCUAGAUGAUAUCACCCAGGCAUUGGCCGGGAAUCUUUGCCGGUGCACUGGCUACCGUCCCAUCAUUGAUGGCUGCAGGACCUUCUGUAAGCAGGAAGUCAACUGUUGUCAAGUCAACGGAGGCACAAAUUGUGGAAUCACAAAAGAACAAAUUGAUGAAACUCCUUUGUUGUUUGACAAAUCAGAGUUCAUGCCUUUGGACCAAACACAAGACUUGAUCUUUCCACCAGAACUGAUUCUAAUGAUGGAGACCACCAAGCCCCAAAUGCUCACCUUUCGUGGGGAGAGGGUGACAUGGGUGUCCCCCGUCCUGCUAGAGGAGCUAGUGCAGCUGAAGACUAGCAACCCAGAGGCUCCACUGAUCAUGGGAAACACUAAUAUAGGGGUGAAUAUAAAAUUUAAAGGCGUCGUGCAUCCACUAGUGAUAUCUGCCAUUCGAGUAAAGGAGCUAUAUGAGGUGACUGUGACAAAACACGGUGUUUGGAUGGGGGUGGGCUUAACCCUUUCGGAGAUGUGGAUGGUUUUAAAGAAGAUAUGCAACCAGUAUCCAGUGGAGAAGACAGAGCUCUUUAAGGCACUAAUCAAGCAGCUGGGAAACCUGGGAAGCCAACAGAUUCGCAAUGUUGCUACUCUUGGAGGAAACAUCAUGAGCGCGUAUCCAAACUCAGACCUGAACCCAGUCCUGGCGGCUGGGAAUUGCAGUGUGAGCACCCUCUGCUGUGAUGGACGACGUGAGGUUCCUCUCGAUAAAGAAUUCUUUGUGAGCUUUGGAAAAACGGUGCUGAAGCCAGAAGAGAUAGUAACGUCUGUGCUGAUUCCUUUUUCCAGACAAAGAGAGUUUGUUCGAGCAUUUCGCCAAGCUCCAAGGAAGGAGAGUGCUUUUGCCACAGUAACUACCGGCAUGCGAGUGUUGUUCGCUGAAGGAUUCAGAGAAGUGGAAGAUGUUGCUAUAUACUACGGAGGGGUAGGGCCAACAACAGCUAGAGCCACCAAAACCUGCGCUUCUAUUGUUGCAAGACCUUGGAAUGAUGAAACCCUCAGCCGGGCUUAUGAUAUCCUCAUGAAGGAAUUUGAUCUCCUACCUUCAAUUCCGGGUGGAAAAGCAGAAUUCCGCCGAGCUCUGACUGUCAGCUUCCUCUUCAAAUUCAACCUAGAGGUCCUGCAGAUCCUCGGAGAGAUGAAUCUGAUUGAAGACAAUGUUGUGGUGAACAUUAAGCCGCUACCCAGAGAAAUCCAGCAGAGCCAGCAGCAGUUCCAGCAUGUGUCUGAGUGUCAGAGCGAUCAGGAUCUUGUGGGCCGCCCCAUCAUGCAUAGUUCCGCCAUAAGCCAGGCCACGGGUGAGGCAAUUUACUGCGAUGACCUCCCUAAGAUCGAUGGCGAGCUUUUCCUUGCUCUGGUCACAAGUUCACAUGCACAUGCUAAGAUCAUAAAUGUGGACACAAGCGAUGCCCUGCUACUUCCUGGUGUCGCUGAAAUCAUCACAGCAAAAGAUAUUCCUGGGAAGAAAACCCGUGUCAUUUUGGGUUAUGAUGAAGAAAUACUCGCUGAGUCACAGGUGUCUUGCAUUGGUCAGAUAGUGUGUGCUGUAUUGGCGGACACCAGAGCCCAUGCCAAAAGAGGUGCAUCAGCGGUGAAAAUUAGCUAUGAAGACUUGCCGGAACCCAUUUUUACUAUCGAGGACGCCAUCAAAAGUUCUUCCUACUAUGAGCCAAGGAGGAAGAUCGAGAGAGGAAAUGUGGAAGAGGCCUUCAAAAGUGUUGAUCAGGUUCAUGAAGGGAUAAUCCGUAUCGGAGGCCAAGAGCAUUUCUACAUGGAGACCCAAAGCAUGCUAGUUGUGCCAGUGGGCGAGCAGAUAGAGUUUAAAAUUUAUAUAUCGUCUCAAUGGCCUACAUCCGUGCAGAUGGCUGUUGCCGAGACAUUGGCCAUCCCGGCAAAUCGAGUCAGCUGUCAUGUCAAGAGACUGGGCGGAGCAUUUGGAGGGAAAGUUGUUAAAACCAGCAUAUUGGCUUGUAUCACCUCUGUUGCUGCAUGGAAGACUAAUCGUGCAGUCCGCUGUGUUCUGGAGCGAGGUGAGGAUAUGCUGAUCACUGGCGGAAGGCACCCUCUGCUGGGAAAAUAUAAGGUUGGUUUCCAGAAAAAUGGAAAGAUCCUGGCAGCGGAUAUCCAACUAUGGACCAAUGCUGGCAACGCAGUUGAUGAAUCCAUCUUUGUGGUGGAGAAGAUCCUGCUACAUUUGGAUAAUGCCUACAACAUUCCAAAUCUGCGUGGCCGAGCUGCUGCCUGCAGAACCAAUCUGCCCUCCAACACCUCUUUCAGAGGCUUUGGUGUGCCUCAGGUGGCCUGCGUUGUGGAGAACUUGAUCAAUGAUGUGGGGCUAGUGCUACAGUGUCCUGCUGAUCAGGUUCGGGAAAACAACAUGUACAAAGGGCCGUCACUCACCCACUACAAAGUGGAGUUCAGCCCGGAGAACUUGCUGCGUUGUUGGGAAGAUUGUAAGGUCAAGUCAGACUUUAGUGUUCGUCGUGUUGCUGUGGACAUGUUUAACCAGCAAAACCGUUGGAAGAAAAGGGGCCUGGCAAUCAUCCCGAUCAAAUAUGGCAUCGCCUUUGCAGAGGGCGUCAUGAAUCAAGCAGCUGCUCUGGUGAACAUCUAUGGAGAUGGCUCUGUUCUGGUAACACAUGCUGGGACAGAGAUGGGUCAAGGAGUUCAUACCAAAAUUCAACAGGUGGCGAGCAGGGAACUUCACAUCCCAUUGUCAAAGGUCUACAUCAGUGAAACCAGCACCAGCGCAAUCCCCAACGGAUUUCCCUCUGCCGCUUCUUUUGGCACUGAUGCCAAUGGCAUGGCCGUCAAGAAUGCCUGCCAGACUCUAUACCAGCGACUGGAGCCAAUCCGCAAGAAGAACCCUAAAGGAACUUGGGAGAAUUGGGUCAGUGCAGCGAUUAUGGAGAAGAUCAGUUUGUCUGCGACUGGAUAUCACAGGGGCGCAGACAGUCACAUGGACUGGGACAAAAUGGAGGGACGGCCUUACCCUUACUACACAUAUGGGGUCUGCUGUUGUGAAGUGGAGCUGGACUGUCUUACCGGAGACUACAGGACUGUGACGACAAACAUUGUAGCUGACAUUGGCCAAAGUUUGAACCCCUCCAUGGACAUUGGCCAAAUUGAGGGGGCAUUCAUGCAGGGUUUGGGUCUGUUCACAUUGGAGGAGUUAAAGUUUUCUCCCUCGGGUCUUCUCUACACACGAGGCCCAUCUCAGUACAAAAUCCCUGCAGUGUGUGACAUGCCGCUGAGCUUCAAUGUCUUUCUCCUCUCCGACUCCUACAAUCCCCAUGCCAUAUACUCCUCCAAGGGUAUCGGCGAACCCAUCCUCUUCUUGGGGAGUUCAGUGUUCUUUGCCAUUAAAGAUGCUAUCGCAGCAGCACGCAAAGAUGUCGGCCUAACAGGUCCAUUUUCUCUGGACAGCCCAGCGACUGCAGAGCGGAUUUGCCUUGCAUGUGCAUCCCCUUUCACUCAGGUGUGA
Messenger RNA from Nerophis lumbriciformis (worm pipefish), 3939 nucleotides. The record is from RefSeq and is a predicted model, not a curated record. Lineage: Eukaryota; Metazoa; Chordata; Actinopteri; Syngnathiformes; Syngnathidae.